Molecule: messenger RNA, 1464 nt
Organism: Oncorhynchus mykiss (rainbow trout)
Lineage: Eukaryota; Metazoa; Chordata; Actinopteri; Salmoniformes; Salmonidae
Source: RefSeq, a predicted model, not a curated record
AUGUCUCCCCCGGUCAGCAGUGGUCCGUUCCACCUUCCCCCGGUCAGUAGUGGUCCGUUCCACCUUCCCCCGGUCAGCAGUGGUCCGUUCCACCUUCCCCCGGUCAGCAGUGGUCCGUUCCACCUUCCCCCGGUCAGCAGUGGUCCGUUCCACCUUCCCCCGGUCAGCAGUGGUCCGUUCCACCUUCCCCCGGUCAGCAGUGGUCCGUUCCACCUUCCCCCGGUCAGCAGUGGUCCGUUCCACCUUCCCCCGGUCAGCAGGGGUCCGUUCCACCUUCCCCCGCCUCACCUGCCCCUUCACAGCCUCACCUGCCCCUUCACAGCCCCACCUGCCCCUUCACAGCCCCACCUGCCCCUUCGCAUCCUCACCUGCCCCUUCGCAUCCUCACCUGCCCCUUCGCAUCCUCACCUGCCCCUUCACAGCCCCACCUACCCCUUCACAGCCCCACCUGCCCCUUCACAGCCCCACCUGCCCCUUCACAGCCCCACCUGCCCCUUCACAGCCCCACCUGCCCCUUCACCACAGCCCCACCUGCCCCUUCACCACAGCCCCACCUGCCUCUUCACCACAGCCCCACCUGCCUCUUCACCACAGCCCCACCUGCCCCUUCACCACAGCCCCACCUGCCCCUUCACCACAGCCCCACCUGCCUCUUCACCACAGCCCCACCUGCCCCUUCACCACAGCCUCACCUGCCCCUUCACAGCCCCACCUACCCCUUCACAGCCCCACCUACCCCUUCACAGCAGCCCCACCUGCCCCUUCACCACAGCCCCACCUGCCUCUUCACCACAGCCCCACCUGCCCCUUCACCACAGCCCCACCUGCCCCUUCACCACAGCCCCACCUGCCCCUUCACCACAGCCCCACCUGCCCCUUCACCACAGCCCCACCUGCCCCUUCACCACAGCCCCACCUGCCCCUUCACCACAGCCCCACCUGCCUCUUCACCACAGCCCCACCUGCCCCUUCACAGCCCCACCUGCCCCUUCACAGGCCCAUCUGCCCCUUCGCAUCCCCACCUGCCCCUUCGCAUCCCCACCUGCCCCUUCACAGCCCCACCUGCCCCUUCACAGCCCCACCUGCCCCUUCACAGCCCCACCUGCCCCUUCACAGCCCCACCUGCCCCUUCACAUCCUCACCUGCCCCUUCACAGCCCCACCUGCCCCUUCACCACAGCCUCACCUGCCUCUUCACCACAUCCUCACCUGCCCCUUCACAGCCCCACCUGCCCCUUCACCACAGCCUCACCUGCCUCUUCACCACAGCCCCACCUGCCUCUUCACCACAGCCUCACCUGCCCCUUCACCACAGCCUCACCUGCCCCUUCACCACAGCCUCACCUGCCCCUUCACCACAGCCUCACCUGCCCCUUCACCACAGCCUCACCUGCCCCUUCACCACAGCCUCACCUGCCCCUUCACCACAGCCUCACCUGCCCCUUCACAGGCUGAUAUCGGCUGA